CGAGGAGAUAAUGACGAUGUUGCUGGAGGCCAGCGAGGAGGGUAUCGGCGAGGGUUACGACAGGGACAGCGGCAGGAUCGUGUGGACCGUGCGUUACACCUUAGAGGGUGAGGAGGAGAACGGCUCACAGUUGACGGACAUGGACCAGUCGCAGCGGAUACAGCAACGGCAAUUGCAACACCAUCACCAUCAUCGUGUCGACAAGAAGAAGGUGCAGGUGCGGCUAGAGAUACAGAAGGACGACAUACAGGCGGUAUUGCCGAUCUCGAAGAACUGGGAGGUGAUGAAUACCGCGGUGCUGACGGGGCGUCAAGUGUCGCAGGGGAUGAAGGUUUUCAUCGUGAGCCAAGCCGGCACGGUGGCCGAUGUCACGCUGCAGUCGUCCUGUCAUUCCGAGGAUGAGAGUGUUCUCAAGGUGUCGUCCUCGUGCAGCAGCGUCUACGUGGACGGUUCGGAGGUGCGCGGCUCCAGCAACGCGUCGGUGCUCGUCAAGUACGGCACGUACACCGGACUGGCGAAGUUCACCGUGUGGAUGCCGGAGUUCCCGCUGGAGGUGACGGUCGGCGACACGCGGCUGAGCCAGAUCAAGGGAUGGAAAGUGCCGGAGGAGCACGCGAGCGGCGCCAAGAGCAAGCGCAGCCCGAACUCGACGGGGCUCGACGCGGCGCAGGUUGUCUCCCCGGGGAGCUUCACGUCGACGUCGCCGACGACGAUGACGGUGAGCGCACGGGCGAAGAAGAGGAGCGCCGUCGAGCUCGAGGACUCCAUCGAGGAUGACACGUCCAUGGACGUGGACGACCCGGACAUGGUGCCCGACGAGGACGAGCAGGAGGAGCGAUACCGUGGGGGCGAUCAUGGCUGGGACAAUUCGAUCGAGCGAAACCUACCGGCCGUCUGCAGGUUGCGCUUCCAACAGAGCCCGGUCGAGGUGCACGCCCGGUUCAUCGCGAUGGAUCACGACUCCGGCAGGACCUCGUACUUCGUCAACCGUCGUACUUGGCUGCGCGUCACCGACCUCGUGGCGGGCAUGAUGCGCGUCUCCGAUCCUCGGAUAGCGACGCUUUUUCAGGGUAGGAUAGUCCAGGGACGCGGCGUCGGCCGCACAGAGGUGCAGGUGUUGUCGCCGAUCACCGGCAGGGUCAUCGGCGCGAAGGAGGUCAGGGUCGGCAAUGACCGCGUCUCCGUCACGCGUCUCUCCGUCACGGUCGUCUCCGGGCUCCAGCUCAGCAUCAGUCCCGACACCGCGAUCGAGAACGGAUACAUCGCCGAGACCUCGGUCACCAGGAGACUGACCGCUCAGUAUCAGGAAGGUCUGCUGGACAUCGACGUGGAGUUCGCGGACGGAUCACGGACGCCCCUGAGGGAGAUCGCCGUGAGCGAUUACCACUUGCUGGUCGAGAGCCUGGACAAGGAAGUGGUGGUGUUCGCGCCGAUGGUGGCGUCGCAUCAUCCCCGGGUGAUCGCGAUCGGCGAAGGCCGCGGCGACCUGCUGCGCGUCAGCCUCCAAUUGGCCGACACCUGCCGGCUCACCGGCAGACGCGCCGCCGGCAAGGGCACCCAGAGGACGGCGGCCGUCGCGUUGGCGAGCGCCUCCGCCAACGUCGAGGUGGACUUCACCUCGAGCGAGGUGCCGAAUCGGCCGGAAUUCGUGCAGAACGACGGCGGCGGUACCGUCGGCUCGCAGAAUCACCGGGAACGGAAGACCAGCCGUGGCGAAAUGGCGCCCGAUCUGCAUGACAUUCUCAUCGGGUUACCGCUGAAAGACGAGUACGGGCACGAGCACGAGCCUUUGGUGCAGGCACGGCAGCAUCGCACGGCUAUAGCUAAUGGCAUGUCUCCAGGGGGUAUGAGCAGCGUCGGUGUGCGUCAUCACGGCGGGGCGCGCAUGAGUCCGCUCGAGAUCGGGAUGUACGUGCUCCUAGCGGCGUUCUGCUUCGCGAUCGUUGUCUUCGUUGUCUCCUGCGUGGUGUACGCGAGCAAGUUCAAGCCCCAGCCGCCGGACUCCCCACUGACCGGCGCGGCCGUCCCGGUCCUCUCCAGCGCGGCGAGGGCGCGCGCCGCGGCGAACCAGCUCGCGUCCGGCAGGCGACCGCCGCGAGAAUCGACGACCAACGCACACGACUGGGUAUGGCUGGGCAGAGCGACCCUCGAGCGAGCCGCCUGCGGCCCGCAACAGGUGCGCGUGACGAGUAAUCCGCUGGCCACCGAAGGCGAGCCCGAGGCCGAGCUCGGCACAUGCUUCGACAAUCCGAACCACAUUGAGCUGCCGUCCGCGAAUCAACGAGGUGGCAGCGGCGGCGGUGGUACCAGCGGCGGCAGCGGCGCCAUCGACACCACGACUUACUGCAAGAGGGACAGGAUCGCGCGGAACAGCUUGGCGACGAAAUCCGCGAUGAAGCCGGCCGCGGUGAUAACGCCGACCACCGCUGCGACCACCACGACGUCGAUGGCAGCCGCAACGAUGACCACCGCGCGGAAUGACAACGACGACAUCCCUCCGCCGUUGCCGCCUCACGGGGUGCCGGCUGCGAUCUCCAUGUCGGCGGCGGCGGCCGCCACGGCGACGACGAACGCGAACAACGGUAACGAGGAGUACAAGCCACCGGUGCCGCCGCAUAGGAACACAGGGGUGAGCGUGCGACUGCCGGAACCACCGCGCAAGCAUCGUCACAGGGCGUCCAGCGGCGGCAGCAGCGGCAACCAUCGGCACAGCAAGCAGCAGCAGCACAACCAUCACCAGUCGUCGCACCACAUCAAGCCGCACGGAAAGACCAGGGUGGACAAUAACUCGAAGCAGCAGCAGAAGAACGGGGAGGACGAGGAGCUCGUGGAGCUGGUCAACAGCCACGACGACAGGCACUCGAAGGACGCGAGGUCCCGGGAGAUCAAGAGGGCGACCAUAGUCGGCAACCCGAUGUUCUCGUCCUUCUCCGCAUCCGCUGUCGUCUCCAGCGUCAACUCCUCCUCCUGCACCCCUACCGCGGCCUCGUCAUCCACGUCCCCGCCAUCCUCGUCGCCGUCCUCCUCGUCCUCCUCGUCCUCCGCCUCGUCCUCCUCGUCCUCCUCGUCCUCGUCUUCUUCUCAGGAGCAGGAGGAGUCGGUGGCGCUCGACGACCUCAAUCUAGGCAUGGACUACAACCAGAUCAUGCAGUACUUCGACAACCUGAAGGAGUCGAAUGCCUAGGUGGGGCCGUUCGACCUCUUCGAAGGUCGAGUAGUAGUCAACGUCGAUACGGAACACCGGGAUCCUCGCUAGCGCGCCAAGGUAUCGAGCUGUCCGCCUGCUGCGCCUGCUCGCCGGCGACGACGACUCCGCCACGUCGAGGACGUCCCCGGUUGUUUCGUAUUUUAGACUAUAAUCUAGUCAGCUUUCUAGCAGCACGUCAAGAGUAACGCGCGAACACGAAUAAUACACAUCCAGUUCAUACACGCGCACACACUCGUGUACGAGAAGAGAAUAAUAACGCUCCUUCGCGCCACGACCUAAACGGUCCUCCGACGAUUUGUGAGGAACGCUGACGGCUCUUUCGAACGACGGAUCUCAGAGUUCCCGAGGUCUCGCCUGUAUUUCUUCAUCGCUCUCACGAAGCUCUCACCGAGAAACUGCUCCUUCGCUAAUCGCGAUAUUUUUACCACCUCUACUCGUAAAAUCCUUUCUUCGCUUUUUCAACGAAGACUUUCAAGGGCUUUCUACGAUAAGUCCGUUAGUCGUAACGCAUGAGACAGAAGAGAUCUAAACAGCACGACAACACCGGGACACAAGACGUCUUAAAGUCGUAUUUAAAUAAGAUGUCUUCAAAACGUCUUAUAGGCGUCUUAUAUCCCAGUUUUAGGUUUGGGGAAGGUCUGGGGAAUUUAUCGGAGUCCUUCAUUUCUCCAUCUCCAGGAUAUCCUGCUUGGUAGAUUCUCUUAUGCUUUAUACGUGGCUGCCGGCUUAUCGUAGAAAGCCUUUUGGAUUUCGCUUUAACUGAUAACUUUCGAUACGAAGAACCAAUCCUGAACGAAGUAACCGUCCUCAUUUCACGUCGAUGGCGUGACUUCACUUUGAACACACACAUGCGCAGUCACCGUUCGAAUCACCGAGUCGAAACUGCCGGUGCGACAAAUCGGUCGGAGCACUGUUCGUACACACACACACACAUACACAACACACACACACACACGCAAGAGGCUUAAAAAAAAAACUGACUGUCGGUGGCCAGUGGGGUAGGUAGAACGCUCGCUCGACGACGAGCGUCACACGCGACGUUCCGACGUUUCGUUCCUCGCUGCGAGCUUCCCUUCGUUUCGUGGGAUCGCCGAUCCUCGCUCUUGCCCCCGCGCGCCAUCUUGAUCUCUCGCUCAAGCCCUUCCUCCGCUGUACCACGGUUCCUCCUCCCGUUGUCGGGCCGGGAGAGUCGGAUCGGGCAGCCGCGAGACGCGGCGCAUUUUGACGGCGAAGGUCCCGCCGAUUCGUCUUCGCGCAUCGUGCGUCACGUGCCACAGGUGAACAGGCUCUUUCGAGGGAAUUCCGGAAUUCUCGCGCACCGAAGCGACCCGAGAACUCCCGCGGGAUCUUCUUCGCGUCUCUCCUCUCAGCUCAUUCCGCCGAGUCCGGCCUUCGUUGGAUAUUCAUUCCACGUAUGAUGCCGUCGGCAGUUCACCGGGCUGCCUGACGUCGGCUCGAAACGCCGCACGCGCCAUCGAGACACAACGAAGCCUCCACUCUCACGGCCCGAUCCUCGUCGGAGGACACGUAUUUAUUCGAUCGACCGUACGUCGUAAUGUUUGUAAAUUUUGCUUUGUAAGACUGUGUACAUAUA
Dinoponera quadriceps is the source of this 4802-nucleotide messenger RNA. RefSeq names its product transmembrane protein 132E-like. The record is from RefSeq and is a predicted model, not a curated record. The coding region runs from base 11 to 3184 and encodes 1057 amino acids. Lineage: Eukaryota; Metazoa; Arthropoda; Insecta; Hymenoptera; Formicidae. The transcript has 7 exons.